Messenger RNA from Iphiclides podalirius (scarce swallowtail), 1095 nucleotides. The record is from the annotation of a GenBank genome assembly. NCBI's taxonomy places the organism in Eukaryota, Metazoa, Arthropoda, Insecta, Lepidoptera, Papilionidae.
AUGGUAUCCUUGCAUUUGUGUGAAGCUCCGGGGGCAUUUAUUACAUCUUUAAACCACUAUCUGAAGUUGAAUCACCAGUCCAUCAAUUGGAAGUGGGUGGCCAAUACCCUGAAUCCUUACUAUGAAGGAAACUCCCCUUCUAAUAUGAUCAGUGAUGACCGUUUCAUGUUCCACACCUUAAACAACUGGGACUUUGGUGUGGAUAAUACUGGUAACUUAAUGGAUUGGGAAAAUUCUCAAGCCAUAAUAAAGAAAGCAAAGGCCCUGGGAAAGGUACUUCUUGUGACAGCAGAUGGAUCUAUUGACUGCCUGCAGAAGCCAGAUGCUCAGGAAGAAGUCACUUCACCACUUCACUACUGUGAAAUUAUAACUGCAUUGCAAACACUGAGCCCUGGUGGAACAUUAAUUUUCAAGCUGUUUACAAUUUUCGAACAUUCCACUGUUAAUCUUUUGUAUCUCAUAAACCAGUUAUUUAAAGAGGUAAACAUCUAUAAGCCUAUCACAUCCAGGCAGGGAAACUCUGAAGUGUAUGCCAUCUGCCUGAGGUACAGAGGCAUUGAUCUGUCACCAUAUUUACCAACCCUUCAAUCUGCAUUUGGAACUGAAGUCUACACAAAUAAGACAUUAUUUCCGCUCGAAAAAAUACCUGAAUCAUUUCUGAAGCAAAUCGAGGAAUGCGCCUAUUAUUUCUGCUCAAUUCAGUGCCAAGUUAUUAACAACAACCUUCAAGCAUACAUUAUGCAGAAGAACAUAGCUCUGCAUAGGGACAUAAAAAAAAUCAGAUCCUUAGUUGCAUCAGAGUUCAUUUGGAAAUAUGAUCUAAAACCAAUUGAGAACGAACAGGAGAUUUUAAAAGGAACUCUUCAUGAGGAGAAUAAAAUUAACACGAACCCACGCUACCACCGUGGUUCUUACACUGAGAGACAUUUGUAUACGAAGAUGUCGUUGAAGGAAAAGCUGAGGAACUUGAAUUCGUUCCUGCAGGCCGAGCUGCUGUCUAAUCCAAUGAUUCUUAUCAAUGAACCAGUGAAAUGGAUGGCUUACGAUAUGCAAGCAUCGAAAAUUGAGCUUGUUUUCACUUAUGGUGACAAAUAC